AUGGCUGUCAUGGGUAACUCUUCCGCCUUCAUCAUCACCACAAACACCCUCCACUUACCAAAGCUUCAAUUCCUUCUCCUUCUCUUCUUUCUGUUAACCCCUUCUGCAACUCCAUUAAACUUCAGUUUCUCCAGCUUCAACGGCAAUAACUUAGCCACCAUAACUAAAGAAGGCGACGCUUUUUUCGACACCAAAAUCCUCGGCCUCACCGACAGCAGCACAGAUGGCGAAAAUAGCAUGGGCCGAGCCACCUAUCGCCAACCCUUCCUCCACCGAGAAAACGCCACCGGGAAACUCGCUGACUUCACCACCAGUUUCAACUUUGCCAUCGACUCCAACAACAACUCCAAGUACGGCGACGGUCUCGUUUUCUUUGUAGCCCCAAAUGAUUCCUCGCUCAACAACGUACUAGGCAGUGGUAGCAGCCUCGGCCUCCCUGUCGAUUCCAAAACUCCAAACGUUGUUGGUCCGAGGAAUCAGUACCCUUUCGUGGCAGUGGAGUUUGAUAUUUACCAGAAUACACAUGAAAUCGUCGACGACCCUGCGCACGAACAUGUAGGUAUCAACGUCAACUCUCUCAAGUCUAUUAUAACCAAGAAUUGGACAGCAGGAAUUUUGAACGGUACAAAAAAUAGUGCUACUGUUAGUUAUAACUCCACCACAAAGAACCUCAGUAUUGCCUUCACUACUUUUGUGGAUGGUGUCCAAGUGAUUCAUUAUCUUGAUUACAUGGUGAAUUUGAAAGACUACUUGCCAGAUUGGGUCGUUGUUGGGUUCUCCGCUUCAACUGGAAACUAUGUUGCUCUGUUUAAGAUCUUCUCAUGGAAUUUCAAUUCAACUUCACUAGUUGAUUGCCAUGAGGUCGACGUUGCAACCAAGUCAGGAAAUGAUAACAGGAUUGGACUAAUAAUUGGGAAGAGGGAUGCAGGCGAAAGUAGUGAUGAAAAUCCUAUGGUAAAUGAAUUGAUUGAUGAAGAAUUCGAAAAGAGGGUUGGCCCGAGGAAGUUUUUGUAUAGUGAAUUGGCUCACGCCACGAGUAAUUUUGGGGUGGGAGAAAAUCUUGGAGAGGGAGGGUUUGGUGGGGUUUAUAAAGGGUUUUUACAGGACUUGAAGUCAUUUGUUGCUGUGAAGAGGAUAUCUAUGGAGUCUAAACAGGGACUCAAGGAGUAUGCUUCGGAAGUAAAGAUAAUCAGUCAACUUAGGCAUCGAAAUCUUGUGAAACUUAUUGGUUGGUGUCAUGAAAGAAAGUUCAUACUUGUAUACGAGUUCAUGCCCAAUGGCAGCUUAGAUGCUCAUUUGUUCAAAGAACAAAGCUUUCUAACUUGGGAUGCAAGAUACAAAAUUGCUCUAGGCUUGGCUUCUGGGUUGCUCUAUCUACACGAAGGAUGGGAACAAUGCGUGCUACAUAGGGAUAUUAAAUCGAGUAAUGUUAUGUUGGAUUCGAAUUUCAACGCAAAACUUGGGGAUUUUGGUUUAGCUAGGCUCGUUGACCAUGGACAAGAGCCGGAAACAACAGCACUGGCUGGAACCAUGGGCUACAUGGCUCCGGAUUAUCUCAACACCGGAAAGGCUAGCAAAGAAUCAGAUGUCUACAGCUUGGGAGUUGUUGCUUUGGAAAUAGCAUGCGGGAGAAAGGCCAUCGAUCCAAAGUUUGGAACUUGUAAAAUAAAUAUGGUGGAGUGGAUUUGGGAGCUUCAUGGAGAAGGGAGAGCCAUUGAAGCAGUUGACCCAAAACUAUGUGGAGAUUUUGAUGAGGAACAAAUGGAGUGCCUGAUCAUUGUUGGGUUGUGGUGUGCUCACCCAGAUUACAAUAUGAGGCCUUCAAUACAACAAGCAAUUCAAAUGCUUAACUUCGAGAUUCCCUUGCCUCCUCUCCCAUCAAAGAUGCCGGCGGCCACCUAUUUUACUGCUCCGAAAUCGCUCUCUAUGUUGUCCAGGGAUACUAGUGGUUCUCAAGGAGGCCAAACUGGCUAUGGCCACAACACUUAUUGUCAAAAUGUGGCAUUUCUAUUCUAUGAGAAAAUACAUCUAAAUGUUGAGGGAUGUCAAAGAUGUAGAUGGCUUCUCCCUCUUUCCUUGUGCUUCACCAAAUGA
This is a messenger RNA of Prunus avium (sweet cherry), 2094 nucleotides long. Lineage: Eukaryota; Viridiplantae; Streptophyta; Magnoliopsida; Rosales; Rosaceae. The record is from RefSeq and is a predicted model, not a curated record.